Molecule: messenger RNA, 1368 nt
Organism: Sinocyclocheilus grahami
Lineage: Eukaryota; Metazoa; Chordata; Actinopteri; Cypriniformes; Cyprinidae
Product: vacuolar protein sorting-associated protein 13C-like
Exons: 7
Biological process (GO): protein retention in Golgi apparatus; protein targeting to vacuole; mitochondrion organization
Source: RefSeq, a predicted model, not a curated record
AUGAAAACGGAAUGGAAAUCCAUUGCUCCGAGAACCAGGCUGCGAGCAGUUGUGGUGGACCCAGAGGUUGUGUUUGUGGCUAACCUGAUGAAGGCAGAUGCUCCUGCGCUGGUAGCCUCAUUCCAGUGUGAUUUUAGCCUCCUGUCUGAAGACACUGGACAGGCCAUGAAGGCCAACGUCAGAAGCCUCAAAGUGCUCGCCUGCCCCUUUAUCAGGACGGAGGGUGACAAAGCUGAGACCACCGUGCUGAGACCAUGCUCUGUUGAACUUGAGACCAAAAUGCCAACCAAUGCCCCAUUAACUGGUUCAGUAACUGUAGAGGAGGUCAUAGUGAAAAUCUCUCCUAUCAUUCUUAACACUGUCAUUACCAUCACUGCGGCCAUGGCACCCAGACCUAAAGAAGAGCCGUCACAGCAGACGUCAGAUGACCUAAACAGCCUCUGGUCUUUGAUGAAUGUCGCUAAUGCAAACUACUGGUUCCUUGGUGUGGAUACAGCCUCCGAGGUCACUGAGAGCUUCAAGGAUGUGGACAGCAGUAAGGAUGGAGAGAGUUUUGAGAUGAACGUGAAGGUGGUGCAGGUCACGCUGGAGUCAGGUUUGGGGCAUCGGACUGUUCCCCUGCUGCUUGCGGAGUCGUCAUUCACCGGUACUGCUCAGAACUGGUCGUCGUUGCUCAGUGUCUCUGCAGAUAUGACACUUGAGGUGAAUUACUUCAAUGAGACUCAUGCCAUUUGGGAGCCACUUCUUGAGAGAGUGGACAAUGGGAGACGAAGGUGGAACCUUAAAUUGGAUAUGAAGAAUAACCCUGUUCGGGAUAAAAGUCCAGUUCCUGGGGAUGAUUUCAUUAUGUUGCCAGACCCUCGCACAGCCAUCACCAUAUGCUCCAAAGACACCAUGAACAUCACAGUGUCCAAGUGCUGCCUCAGUGUCUUCAACAACCUGGCUAAGGCUUUCUCAGAGAGCACAGCCUCCACGUUUGACCAUUCUCUGAAGGAGAAAUCGCCGUACACCAUCCGCAAUGCAUUGGGCAUUCCACUCAUUGUUCAGCACAGUGCAAACCUGCGUUUGACUGGCUCAUCCGCACCGGGUAAACUGCACGAAUUGGCCGUGGAUAAAAGUGUGGAUUUACAACAUACAUCCUUUGAGCGUUCAUCACGACUGUCUGCCCUGCAAAGGCAGGAAAGCUGCUUAUUCAAUCUCAGCAUAGUUCCCUCAGGUUACAGUGAGAUUUCAAAUAUCCCUUUGGGUAAGCCUGGCCGUAGACUGUAUAAUAUCAGAGGACCCAUGCAACAGGAUGCUGUGUCUGUACUGCUUCAGAUCGAUGCCAGUGAGGGCAACAAGGUCAUCACAGUACGGUCCCCCCUACAG